Ophidiomyces ophidiicola is the source of this 1203-nucleotide messenger RNA. RefSeq lists its product as uncharacterized. Gene Ontology annotation, molecular function: zinc ion binding; glutaminyl-peptide cyclotransferase activity. Bases 1 to 1203 code for a protein of 400 amino acids. NCBI's taxonomy places the organism in Eukaryota, Fungi, Ascomycota, Eurotiomycetes, Onygenales, Onygenaceae. The transcript has a single exon. The record is from RefSeq and is a predicted model, not a curated record.
AUGGCCAUGAUGACCCAUAGCUGCUGGGUCUCCCUGUGCCUCCUAUCUCUCUCAUCGUGGAUCCUCACCUUCGUUUCCCCCGUCGGAGCCUACACAGCUCUCUCUGACGAGAGUCUUAAACGCCUACCACGACCCGGUACCGAUUUUGAUAUUCACAAAGGCGCUCUGCUGGCACCUAUCCUACGGCCGCGCGUAUCUGGAACGCCGGGCUCGCGUGCCGUUCUUGAACACUUCGCUAGCUUCUUCCGAACGACCUUACCGAAAUGGACGCUCGAGCUCCAGAAUUCCACGUCGAAAACGCCCGUAAGCGGCAACAAAGAAGUUCCAUUCGUUAACUUGAUUGCCUAUCGAGAUCCUCCAAACACUCAACCGGGCAAUGUCGGGCGAUUGACCCUUGUGGCCCACUAUGACAGCAAGAUCGAACCCAAGGGAUUUAUUGGCGCAACCGAUAGUGCUGCACCAUGUGCAAUGAUCAUGCACGCGAUACGAAGUAUCGACGCUGCUUUGACAAAGAAAUAUGAAACUAUAAAUACCGACCCUCACUUUGAUCUCAACGGUGAAGAAUAUCAGGGUAUUCAAGUAAUUUUUCUUGAUGGUGAAGAAGCAUUCCGUGAGUGGUCCGAGACCGACUCGCUAUAUGGCUCCCGCUCGCUUGCCGAACACAUGGAAUUGAGUCUAUACCCUGCCCUCUCAACCUUUAAGAAUCCUCUGGGGGCCAUCAAGUUGUUUGUCCUCCUUGAUUUGCUUGGUGCUGAACACCCAACCAUUCCUUCCUACUUCAAAACAACGCACUGGGCGUAUCAGCACAUGGGUCUGCUGGAAUCCCGGCUGCGGAAUCUCGGCCGAUUCAAAACCUCAGCGCAAGGAAAAAAGCAGGGCGGCAAAAAGAAGCCGGAUCAUGACAAACUCUGGUUCCAAGAUUCUCAUAAAAAUGAUGGCACUAUCUUCUCUCCCUUUGGUGUAGAGGAUGAUCAUCUGCCAUUUAUGAGACGCGGUGUUGAUAUUCUUCAUAUCAUUCCCGCUCCUUUUCCAGGCGUGUGGCAUCGUAUGGACGACGACGGCGAACACUUACAUAUGGAAACUGUGGAGGACUGGAGCACUCUCAUUACUGCAUUCGCUGCCGAAUGGUUAGAGUUGGAGGGGUUUUUUGAAGAGAAUUUAAAGACAACGAAUUUAGAUAAAAAGAGAAAGACGGAAUUGUAA